Molecule: messenger RNA, 414 nt
Organism: Macrosiphum euphorbiae (potato aphid)
Lineage: Eukaryota; Metazoa; Arthropoda; Insecta; Hemiptera; Aphididae
Source: the annotation of a GenBank genome assembly
AUGCAUAAUGUUAUAUAUUCUCAGUUAAUAGGAGAUGGUGACAGUAGUAUUAUGAAACGUUUAAGAUUGGAAAAGCCAUAUGGUACAAAUGUUGUUAUAAAAAAAGUAGAAUGUACUAAUCAUUUACUACGUAACUACAUAAAUCGUCUUAGAGAUAUAAGUGGGAAAAGAAAAAAUGAUAAAGGAGAUGUCAUACCUGGUUGUUAUCGGAAAGUGGUUCAUGAUCGCUUACUUAGGCUUCGGUAUGCUGUCACUGAAGCGAUAAAAUAUAGAAGACUUGAACAAACAGAUCGCACAUAUGAAGCAACACUGACUUUACUCAAAGCAGAUAUAACAAACGGACCUAAUCAUGUUUUCGGAGACCACACUAAAUGCCAAUCGUAUUUUUGUGAGGGUCAAAAGAAAGGUAUGUAA